Ambispora gerdemannii is the source of this 501-nucleotide messenger RNA. The record is from the annotation of a GenBank genome assembly. Lineage: Eukaryota; Fungi; Glomeromycota; Glomeromycetes; Archaeosporales; Ambisporaceae.
GAUCCGGAUCAAGUUAUCAGAAGAUUAAACAAUUUAGUGUUAAAUGGAUAUUUCUUUUCAGUGAAUAGUGAAAAUAAGAUUUCAAUGUAUUCACUUAAAACUGGCGAUGAAAAAAUGCAAUUUAAUCCGCAUCAAGAAAAAUCUAAUCUUCAACCAAUCAGAAAUGUAUUGAUUGCUAUGUCCCGCGAUAAACGAUUGUUUGCCGCUACUUUCAAUGAUACUAUUCAUCUAUAUCUAAUUGAAAAUGGCCUUGAAAUUAUCAGUAAAGCGUAUUGUGGUACAAUUAUACAAAUAGCAUUUGAAGAAGAAAAUAACACACCCAAAGAAAAAACUACAUCGAAAACUGACCUCGUAAUUUUAAUAAGAGACAAUAACGAUAAAGGUACUUUUCGAAUUUGUGUCUGGGAUCUCUCAGUAUGGAAAGAGGAUAUCGAUUAUGAAUUGUUUUCGGAAAACUUUACAGAGCAUUGUCAACUUUUGUCCUCAAAUAAUAAAGCUUUA